AUGAAGGUGAAUCCAUUCGUUUCCCGCGAUUCCGGAAAAAGCCGUAAAGCUCAUUUUAACGCUCCCUCCCAUGAGCGCAGAAGAAUCAUGUCUUCUCCACUCACGAAGGAGCUUCGCGCCAAGCACGGAAUCCGCUCCAUUCCAAUCAGAGUUGAAGACGAGGUCGUCGUUAUGCGUGGACGUCAUAAGGGAAACACCGGACGUGUCAUCAGAUGCUACCGUAAGAAGUUCGUCAUCCACAUUGACAAGAUCACUCGUGAGAAGGCUAACGGAACUACUGUGCACAUCGGAAUCCACCCUUCGAAGGUUGCUGUCACCAAGCUGAAGCUCGAUAAGGAUCGUCGUGCCCUCGUUGAGAGAAAAGCUGCCGGACGCGCUCGCGUUACUGGAAUCCUUAAGGGAAAGCACUCUGAUGAGACCGUCAACUAA
Messenger RNA from Caenorhabditis bovis, 429 nucleotides. Lineage: Eukaryota; Metazoa; Nematoda; Chromadorea; Rhabditida; Rhabditidae. The record is from the annotation of a GenBank genome assembly.